Hibiscus syriacus is the source of this 1505-nucleotide messenger RNA. RefSeq names its product purple acid phosphatase 2-like. The transcript is spliced from 8 exons. Bases 35 to 1471 code for a protein of 478 amino acids. Gene Ontology annotation, molecular function: acid phosphatase activity; metal ion binding. The record is from RefSeq and is a predicted model, not a curated record. Lineage: Eukaryota; Viridiplantae; Streptophyta; Magnoliopsida; Malvales; Malvaceae.
ACAGAGAAGCACAUGAUUAUGUAAAACAUUAAAAAUGGUGGCGGUGAGGGUGACAAGGACGAAAUCAUCGGUUUCUUCUUCGCCACCGUGUGUCGUUGUCAUUGUUUUCAUAGCUUUGGUUUUGAGCUCGGCGGAUUUGUGUGAUGGCGGGAAGACCAGCAUCUAUGCCAGGAAACCGGAGAAAACCGGUGACAUGCCUCUUCACAGCGAUGUUUUCCGGGUUCCCUCCGGUCACAAUGCGCCCCAACAGGUGCACAUAACACAAGGCGACCAUGUGGGGAAAGCUGUGAUUGUUUCAUGGGUGACCCAGGAUGAACCCGGUUCAAAUACAGUGGUUUACUGGAAAGAAAACAGCAAUGAAAAGAGAAGGGCAGAGGGGAAAGUCAAGACUUAUAAGUUCCAUAAGUACACCUCUGGUUACAUUCAUCACUGCAUCAUUAGAAAUUUGGAGUACAAUACCAAAUAUUACUAUGAGAUUGGUGAUGGUGAUUCGAAGCGAAAAUUCUGGUUUACAACCCCUCCAGUAGGUCCCAACGCUCCAUACACAUUUGGUAUCAUUGGGGAUCUCGGGCAGACUUUUGAUUCGAAUAGCACAAUUACUCACUAUGAACAAAACCCGAGGAAAGGUCAGACGGUAUUGUAUGUUGGGGAUCUUUCAUAUGCAGAUAUAUAUCCGAAUCAUGAUAAUGUAAGAUGGGAUACAUGGGGAAGGCUUAUUGAGAGAAGUGUUGCAUAUCAACCAUGGAUAUGGACUGCUGGAAACCAUGAAAUCGACUUAGCCCCUGAACUUGGCGAAACGGAGCCUUUUAAGCCUUACACAUAUCGUUAUCCAGUUCCUUACCUAGCAUCAAAAAGUACUACUCCCUUCUGGUACUCGAUCAAGAGAGCUUCAGCAUACAUCAUAGUCUUGUCUUCAUACUCGGCCUAUGGUAAAGAAUAUACUCCUCAGUACCAAUGGCUUCAACAGGAGCUACCAAAAGUUAACAGGAGAGAAACACCGUGGUUAAUCGUUCUUAUGCAUGCCCCAUGGUAUAAUAGCUUCAACUACCCUUUCAUGGAAGGAGAAACCAUGAGAGUAGUAUAUGAACCCUGGUUUGUGAAGUAUAAAGUUGAUAUCGUAUUUUCCGGUCAUGUCCAUGCCUAUGAACGAUCUGAACGUGUAUCGGACAUCGCAUCAAAUGUCGUUAAGGGUAUUUACACUACCGUGAAGGAUAAAUCGGCACCUGUGUACAUAACAGUCGGUGAUGGAGGGAACGUGGAUGGCUUAGCAUCCAACAUGAUUGAGCCACAACCGGCAUACUCAGCGUAUCGAGAAUCCAGUUACGGUCAUGCUGUUCUCGAUAUCAAGAACAGGACUCAUGCCUAUUAUAGUUGGCACCGCAACAAUGAAGGAAACCCUGUCGAAGCCGAUACAAUGUGGUUUUUCAACAGAUUCUGGCAUCCUGUUGAUGAGUCUUCUGCUUCUCAAUGAGCAAAAUAUGAUGUUCUCCAUUUUUUUCUAAAAG